AUGACGAGCGCCAGGCUUAGCGACAGGGAACUGGCGAAUAUUAACGCUGCUGCUGUGACGAAGGAGUACAGGAUAAAGCCCCAUCUCGAUUAUCGAACAGUAUCAGCCAUCAAUGGCCCGUUGGUGGUUCUGGACAACGUCAAGUUCCCCUCGUAUAACGAGAUCGUGCAGCUGACGCUGCCGGACGGGUCGAAGCGCGGGGGGCAGGUGCUCGAGGUACAGGGCAAGAAGGCGAUCGUGCAGGUGUUCGAGGGCACCUCGGGCGUGGACGUGAAGGCGACGCACGUCGAGUUCACGGGGAGCAGCAUGAAGCUGCCCGUCGCGGAGGACAUGCUCGGGCGCAUCUUCAACGGCUCGGGAAACCCCAUCGACAACGGCCCGAAGGUCUUCGCAGAGGACUAUCUCGAUAUUAAUGGUUCUCCGAUUAACCCCUACUCGCGCAUUUACCCUGAGGAGAUGAUCCAGACGGGCAUCUCCACCAUCGACACGAUGAACUCUAUCGCCCGUGGACAGAAGAUCCCCAUUUUCUCUGCGGCUGGGUUGCCGCACAAUGAGAUCGCUGCGCAAAUCGUGCGUCAGGCAGGCCUGGUCAAGCGGCCCACCAAGGACGUGCACGACGGCCACGAAGAUAACUUCUCGGUCGUGUUCGCUGCUAUGGGUGUGAACAUGGAGACUGCGCGGUUCUUCAAGGAGGAUUUCGAGUCGAACGGGAGUCUGGACCGUGUUACGCUGUUCCUGAACCUGGCAAACGACCCCACGAUUGAACGUAUCAUCACGCCGCGUCUUGCACUGACUACUGCGGAGUACUACGCAUACCAGCUGGAGAAGCAUGUGUUGGUGAUCCUGACGGACAUGUCCUCGUAUGCGGAUGCACUGCGUGAGGUUUCUGCAGCGCGUGAGGAGGUGCCCGGACGACGUGGAUAUCCGGGUUACAUGUACACGGAUUUGUCCACGAUCUAUGAACGUGCAGGACGUGUCGAAGGCAGGAAUGGGUCUAUUACCCAGAUACCGAUUCUGACGAUGCCAAACGACGAUAUCACGCAUCCCAUACCGGAUUUGACGGGAUACAUUACCGAGGGCCAAAUCUUUGUUGACAGACAGCUGCACAAUAGGCAGAUUUACCCGCCGAUCAACGUACUCCCGUCAUUGUCGCGACUCAUGAAGAGCGCCAUCGGGGAGAAGCUGACGCGGAAAGACCAUGGUGAUGUGUCGAACCAGCUGUAUGCUAAAUAUGCGAUCGGACGUGACGCAGCGGCGAUGAAGGCAGUUGUUGGAGAGGAGGCACUUUCGCCUGAAGACAAGCUUGCACUGGAGUUCCUGGACAAGUUUGAGCACCAAUUUGUUGGACAAGGCGCGUAUGAAUCGCGGACGAUCUUCGAGUCGCUGGACCUUGCGUGGUCGCUGUUGCGCAUCUUCCCGAAGGAACAACUGAAUCGUAUCAACCCGAAGAUUAUCGCAGAGUUCUACGGACGGAAGGGGACGAAGAGGGCCGCGACCGGAGCCGAGGGACAGGAUGGUGGGGCGCCGGAAGGGGAGAACUUGAUCCAGAUAUGA
Cyclocybe aegerita is the source of this 1554-nucleotide messenger RNA. The record is from the annotation of a GenBank genome assembly. Lineage: Eukaryota; Fungi; Basidiomycota; Agaricomycetes; Agaricales; Hemipholiotaceae.